GUCGUCGUGUCUAACACCUCACAGACUUUAGUUACGAACAGAAGUCUUUUUGUAUUCUGAAAUAUCAAGGACAAUUUUAGGCGUAGGUUUGGGUCAUUUUGACUGCGUAGAGGCUAUUAUCAAGUUUCUUUAAUGACAUAUGCUAAUAGAGAUGAGGGCGGACUGGAUGGAAGAACCUCCGGGCAAAAUUUAAUUAUGUUAUAAGAGCUUCUCUGUCUUAGUAUUAGUUGCGGCAAUUUGGAUUUUUAUAAGAAUUUUGCGCGUAAAAGUUCUUUAUACAAUUCUUUUAAUAAGUUAAAAAUAUUUCUUUUUUUUUCUUAAAAUAUUUAUAAUCUUAUUGAAAAUUGAAUAAUCGGUAUAAUCUCCGUUUGUCAAAUAGUAUUUUUUUUUUCUUUAAAAUAACGUUAAAAUACUUUAUGAAAGUUUAAACGUCGUUUUAAAUUUCGUCUCACGUAAAAUAAACUUCGUAAAGUGUUCGGGAAAAUCCGGAUCUAGUCGGAAAUGGUUCGUUAGAGCGCGAGCGAGAAGAGCCGCUCGUACACUGAGAUAACUUGCUUUCUUGGAUACAGUCGCGUACAGACAAUGGCUUAGCCCGUUUACUUUAGUCUGCGACUGUUUACAGUUUGGAUUAUCGAUCGACAACACAAUAAAUGGUCGUUUAUCUUAACGCUUCACCGAACUCGUGUGGGUUUGCAGGAAUGUUGACUUUUCCUGUGUCAUCCGAAUGCAAUCAUCUGCUCAUCUCGCUCGCUGUCUAUCUAGUUACGGUAGUUAUCGAUAGUAUAACGUGGCUGUAAAUGUACAAAUUACCUGCUAUAAUAUGUCAUUAAGAUAACAGUUUUUAAACCGACCGGUGCCGUGUUUAUCAUCUCAAAAUCCGAAUGACUCCGAACAUGGAUGAUACUGCCAACGUUACUAGGAGAAGAAGAGCGACAGUCAAUGAAAUCAUUUGGGAUUUUGGUCGAAGGCUUUUGGAAUCGGAUACCAAAUCUUUAAAUUCAUUAACAUCUGGGCAUUCGAGACGAUCCUCUGAUACCAGUCAGGUAUCGGUUACUUCAGGGACAAGCAUACAUAGCAAUGGUCAAGAAGACGAGACAGAAGAUGUUUGGAUUAUGUGGGGAAGAAUUGCCAAUGAAUGGGAUACAUAUAUCAAAAAGAAGAGUUCAUAUGUUAAGGAAAUGGUACGUAAAGGUAUUCCUCAGCAUUUUCGUAGCAUCAUCUGGCAACUAUUAUGUAAUGCUCAAACAUGCUCUGCUAAAGAUUUAUAUGCAGAUUACAUGAAAAAUGUAUCUCCAUGUGAGAAGGUGAUCUUGAGGGACAUUGCUCGUACUUAUCCUGAACACGAGUACUUUAGAGAGAAAAAUGGUCCGGGUCAAGAGAGCCUGUUUAAUGUUAUGAAAGCUUAUUCCUUAUAUGAUAGUGAAGUUGGAUAUUGUCAAGGAAGUGCUUUUAUUGUUGGCUUGCUUCUCCUUCAGAUGCCAGAAGAGGAAGCUUUUACAGUUUUUGUAAGAUUAAUGCAAGAUUAUAAAUUAAGGGACAUGUAUAAACCAAGUAUGGCAGAAUUGGGUUUAAGCAUGUAUCAACUUGAAUGUAUUUUGCAAGAACAAAAUACAGAAUUAUAUAGACAUUUUCAAAAUCAGAGUUUUCACACGUCAAUGUAUGCAUCAUCAUGGUUCCUUACACUAUUUACCUCCACGCUUCCAUUGUCACUAGCAUCAAGGGUGAUGGAUUUAUUUCUUUCUGAGGGAAUGGAAAUGAUAUUUAGAAUUGCUGUAGCUAUUCUUCAGUUUUGUAAAGAAGAUCUAUUGCAACUUGAUAUGGAAGGAAUGCUUAAGUACUUUCAAAAGGAAAUGCCUGCUAAAUGUGAAAUUGAUCCAGAUUUUCUUAUUAAUUUGGCCCUUCAAGUGAAGUUUAAUGGAAAGAAAUUAAAAAAAAUGGAGAAAGAAUACACUCUAUUAAAAGUAAAAGAGCAAGAAGAAAUGGUUGAAUUAAGGAGAUUAAGAACUGAAAAUAAAAUAUUAAGGCAAAGAAUAGAAAAUCUUGAGCAGGAAAGUUCAGCAUUGGCAGACAAACUCAUUCAGGGUCAGGUGAGUCGAGCUCAAGAGGCCGAAGACAAUUUUACUAUUAAACGAGAACUAGUUCUUCUGAAGCAACAAGAGCUUGAUGUUCAACAAAAAUUAGAAGAAGCGAAGAAAGAAAUAAAACAUUUAAAUGAGAUAAAUUCCCAACCUCCCUCUUUAGAUGAAGAAACAGAGAGACUAGUUCAGUCUCUACAGGAUGAAUUGGUUGCAGUGAAGUUGAAAGAAGCCGAAACUCAAGAAACAAUGAAAGAAAUAAAACAGAGAAUACAGGAAUUAGAAGAAACAAAUAAGCAGCUUCGUGAAAUGAAACCGGAUAAUGAUAUUGCAAAUCUUCAAGAAGAGCUAAUUGUUGUUAAACUGAGGGAAGCCGAAGCUAAAUUAUUUGUAAAGGAACUACGACAAAAGGUGGCAGAUCUCAAGGCCAUGUGGGAGAAACAUUUGGAGGAAUCCCAAGCUGAUGCCAGCAAUAAUAAGAAAAAGGAUAAGACAACAGUGUCUCAACUUCAAGAAGAACUCAUGUCAGCCAAGUUAUCUGAGACAGAAGCAGUGGCAGAAUUAAAGGAACUUAGGCAAAAAGUCAUGGAACUUGAAACACAAAAUCAAGUUAGUUUAAAUCAAAUCAGAAGACAAGCUGAACAAAUCCAAAAUUUACAACAAAGAGCUGAACAAAAAGAAGAAAGGGAAAGAGAAUUGCAACAUCUCUUACAAGAAGAGAAAAGAAGACUUACUGACAUAGAAUCAAAGGAGAAGGAACAGCAAAUGAUGUCACGAAUAAGAGAAGUGGAACAAGAACAAAUAAUUGCAGAAAUGAGACAAAAAAUAUCUGCAUUAGAAAUAAAGAAUCAAGAAAUCAUGACUGCUAGACAGCUACGAGGAGGUGUAGAGAAUGACGAAGUAAAAGAAUUACAAGAUCGCAUUGUCGAACUUCAGGGAGAGGCAAGAUAUACUAUAACAAGAUUAGAAAACCUGAAUAAGCAAUUGACUUCGGCCAUUGCCUACAACACAUAUCAGAAUGAUGGCAUGACUUCCGGCAGCAAUGAAAAUAGAGGAAACAACUCCAUCAACAGACUGACGAAUUUAUUAGACAAUCAUCUAAUAUAUAGCAGAAAUAACGGUACAGGUGACGAUGUAACAAAUGAACAUUUACUAUUACAACUCAAUCAGAAAGGACUAAUUAAAACUGUUAAUGGAGAAGUGUAAUAACGAUACACGUAGUUUUUUAAGGGGAUUAAUGUACUAUACUGUUUGCUUCCAAUCAAAUAGCUUUGCUCGAAUGCCCUUGGUAACAACAAAACUCAAAAACUGUAGCAUUUGUUACAUAAGUAUAAGUCGUAUGACAGCUACAUCCGUCCAUCUACAGUGUAUCUGCUUUGUGAUAUUGAAACUUUUGAAAGGGACCAAUUAAUAAUUUUACUGUUACACUGUUUAAAAAUUUUUGUUCUCUGAUUUUAAUUUUUCAGAAAUCUAGAAACACAGAGCAAAAAUUAAAAUAAGUAAUUGUAUCUGAAAUAUGUAAUUGUGUGGAGAGAGAAUUUAUCAAAAAUUAUCAUUAAUGCUGAAAGCAAUAAUUUUUAAGUGUGUAAUAUAUGCAUAUUCUAUGCAAGAUCGUGAAUUUGUUUUUAGAUAAAUGCUUAAUACCAUUGUUUUUAAAUAUACUUAAUUAUUUGCAUAAAAAUUAUUCUAAUAUAAAAGCAAUAUUUAAUUAUAAAACAGUAACUUAAGUUGUGAGUUUAAUUUUUUUUUUUUUUUUGGUAGCUAUCGGGUACUCAUUUAGGCAGACUUUCUUAAUUUUGAAGGUAAAAGGCUGCCUUGUGGCAUACAAUUCAUACAGUGUCCACAGAAAUUUAGCUUUUUGCAAUAAUUUGUGAUCCAAUAAUUUUGAAUGCAAUAUAAAAGGCUGUGCAGUGUUAAAAUUUCAGUUUAGGAGAUGGAAUUUGUUACAUUAUUUUAUUCUAAUAUAUA
Molecule: messenger RNA, 4043 nt
Organism: Centruroides sculpturatus (bark scorpion)
Lineage: Eukaryota; Metazoa; Arthropoda; Arachnida; Scorpiones; Buthidae
Product: ecotropic viral integration site 5 ortholog-like
Exons: 17
Coding region: 882-3281 (799 amino acids)
Source: RefSeq, a predicted model, not a curated record